AUGACUACGCAGGAUUCUGAGACCAUCGAUACCACAGCCUCAUCUUCCAUCUGGGGCGACUUCGUAGACUCAGACGGUGAAUGUGACGUUGAAGAUGCAUGUGAACCCGUCGACCGAUAUGAAGAAGGACUUUACCUUCCCAUUUGCAUCGGUGAGGUUGUCGCAGACAGAUAUCGAAUCGAGCACAAGCUAGGCCAUGGAGGAUUCUCGACUGUCUGGAUGGCCCACGAUAUGGAUCAGGGGAAAGAUGUCGCCCUCAAGAUCAUGACAGCGAACUUCGAGGACCUCAACAGUGCCAAUGUGAUGUUUGGUCUUUCCUCGUUCGAGCCUGGUGCAGAUAUAUCCACCAAGUAUCAGAUUCUUGGUCGCCCUCAGAAAAUGGAAUUGCCCACGGGCCCAGAGAUGUGGAAGAAGGGUCAAUUGGUGGCACCAACGUCUCCAAAGGACAGCUUUGUUGUUCAAGAUACCAUAACUCUGGGAGACUUUGGUCUGACUAUCCGGUCUGGCACUGAAGUAGACUUCAAGCUUCAGGGAACUAUCGGAUACUGCGCGCCUGAGCUAAUGCACGGUAUAAACCCGACUUUUGCUUCUGAUAUGUGGAGCUACACGUGUAUCUUCGCUGAGCUCUACCUGAAGUGGCCUCUCUUCGGUCCUGGAUUUUUCGGUGGUGGACUUCGCUUCAUAGUUGGACUGCUCAUCAGAGUGUUGGGCCCUAUGCCUUUGUCUUGGAAAGGCCUGUACGAAGGUGGUGGAGAACCAGAGGACAGCUGGUACGAUCAAAGCAGAGUUCCGGAGCCUGUAAUGUCUUUGGAGUCGCGGGUAACGAAAUCUAGGGAUACCCUUGAGCCUGCGGAGCAACAGCUCGUGCUCUCAAUAUUGCGAAGAGGCUUUUCUUAUCUGCCUGAGGAACGGCUGAGUGCAGGAGAACUUCUGGAGGACGCAUCAUUCAAGGCGCUUAUGGAGAUGUACGGACUUUAG
Messenger RNA from Fusarium fujikuroi IMI 58289, 978 nucleotides. RefSeq lists its product as uncharacterized. NCBI's taxonomy places the organism in Eukaryota, Fungi, Ascomycota, Sordariomycetes, Hypocreales, Nectriaceae. Gene Ontology annotation, molecular function: transcription coactivator activity; protein serine/threonine kinase activity; ATP binding. Bases 1 to 978 code for a protein of 325 amino acids. The transcript is spliced from 2 exons. Gene Ontology annotation, cellular component: nucleus. The record is from RefSeq and is a predicted model, not a curated record. Gene Ontology annotation, biological process: peptidyl-serine phosphorylation; peptidyl-threonine phosphorylation; positive regulation of DNA-templated transcription.